UUUUCCCACAUAAACAGACUUAUUAAUACUAUAAAGUUCUGUGACGUAGGCCACUGUCAACCCGCGAUGUGCGUCACACUCGGGGGAUGGGCAAAGCUUUAUUAUCGGUGCUGUAAAAAAAAAAAUGUGUGUGUGCGCGCGUGAGCACGCGUGCGCAAAUUUGACGUGCUGGUCCAAAGGUCAGAGGGCAGAGCCGACAAAAACGAGCGGACGGGGGGCGGCGCUCCAGCAGUCAUCUUCUCCACCUGCCGAGCUGCACCUCGAUCCACUCCCUCCGAUUACAGGUACCCCGCAAAACUACCGAUUUAUUCACCUUUUAUGACGCUUCGGGCUUUUGUCCAUUUUAGAAUUCUUUUUUUUGCCACACAUAAAUCUGGUUUUAAUAUUUUUUCUUUUAAACCAACAUCAGUUCUUGUCAUGGGUACAACAUAUCAAUUUCUUUUCAUUUUUUUAACCUUUAAUUUCCAGUUUGUUUCUCAAAUUAGCUAGCUAGCAAAUCAGAGGCGCGACGAGCCAUCCACCGGGAUUGACUUUUUUGUGUGUGUCUGCAGGAGCGAGGAGACGUUGAUGGAGAUGAAGAGCAUUUUGAAAUCGGACAGAAAGAAAAGCUUGUUCCUCAAGGCGCAGGAUUACAGCACCACCCAGAGCAGCUCCAUUGGGGCCCUGCGCUGGAACCUGCCCCAGGAGGACAUCCAGGCCCACAACUCUGCUCCGAGCAGACCCAUCACCAGCGGCGAACUUACCGGACACUCGCAGCACCAGCAGCAGUCUCGCCAGAACAGCCUGAAGGACUUGCGCAGCCUGCAAGAGUGCGUGCAGUUCAUAGAAAACUGGAAGGAGCAAGUGGACCAGGUUUGCAAGUGCAACGGAGCCAAUCCAGAGGCGUCGGACCGCAAGGCCGAGAAGUCCGGCUCGCGCACUGAGCGCAGUCUGGAGGAGAGCCGGAAACUCAUCUUGGAGUGGGCCAAUGAACUCAGCCAUGUGGACAAGGUUCUGGAGGGGAACCCCUGGUCACCUGAGAGUCAAGAACACAAGAAGGACUUAGACUGCAAUGAGUUUGCGCAACUGAGGGUCAUGGAGUGGGCCAAGGAGGUGCAGAAGGUCUCUGAGAGCUGCGGGGUGCAGAGCGACGAGCUGGGCAAAGUGCUGCGUCUGCUGGGCCUCAAGAAGAAGCGACUGGUCAGCCUGCUGCCUCUGCUCGAGUUUAUCACCUGGUCACUCCUCAAGGAAGACAGCAUGGGGAUGAUCCCACAGUUGUGGUUAGUGGUAAAGCAACGCACGUGGAAAGCGGGGACUUCAAGAUACAUCCCCAACUCAGCUGACGUGACUCUGGACCCAAAGACCAACCACUCGUGGCUGAGCCUGUCCGGGGACCAGCGUCAAGUCCAGGAGGGCCUGUCACGAGCCGAGCUGCCGUACACUUCGCAGCGCUUCGACAGUUGGCCCUGCGUGCUGGCCUGGGAGGGCUACAGCCAAGGCCGCCACUACUGGGAGGUGGACAUCCCCAACAAGGGCUACUGGCGCGUGGGGCUCGCCGCCGUCAACUCCAAGCGCCACGGCCGCGUCCCCAUGUCCCCCAAGACGGGCUUCUGGUGCCUGUGGCGCGGCACGCAACAGUUCUACGCCUGCACCAAGCCCGAGACGCCGCUGCCUGCCGGCCUUGUGCCGCAGCGGGUGGGGAUCUACUUAGACUACGAGGAGGGUCAGGUGUCCUUCUACAACGCUGAAAGCAAGACCCACAUCUACACCUUCACGGGGAACUUCAAGGUGAAGGUGUACCCGCUGUUCGCACCGCUCGACGGCCGCACGCUCAUAACCAUCAUUCCGCCGCACACCGUCUGAAUCCAGGGGAUUGUAGUCCGAACACAUGCCCCUAAAUGCCACAGGAAUAGGAAACGUUGCGCAUUUUGAGGGGGAAAAGUUAUAAUGUUACGAUAACAAAUUCGUAUUUUAGAAUGAAAUCAUCAUCAUUUUUUGGGGGGAGAAUUAAAAAAAUAUAUAUCUUUACGAGAACAAAGACGUAUUUUGUUGGGGAAAAAAGUUAUGAAGGUCAAGUCUUGAACUUUACAGGAACAAAGACAAAUUUUGUCGAGAUAAAAAAAUUGAAGAAAGUCGACUUUUGUUUGGAUAAGAAGUCGAAUAAAGUUGAAUUUUGUCCGGUAAAAUGUUUUAGUAAAUUUGAAUUUUGUUGGGACUUUGUAAAAUACACCUUUUUGUUGACAAAAACUAGUCCUUCUUCCUUUAAUGACACUCAAUUUGUAGCGAGGAAUAAUUGCUUCACUAUGUUAUUAGCGUUACGGUCCCCAUAAGUUGGUAUGCACUUUUAAAACAUAAUAGCACACAAUAUUUUAAUCGCAAAUUAUUUUGCAAAACGCCUACUAUUGGACUUUGUCAAAUAAGCGAAGCAUGAUCAGCUCUUUCACAGUCUGUGCAUCCACAAGCACAGGAAAGUUGCGCAAGCCCUCAAUCACAUCAGUUAUAUAAACAAUAUUUCACCUGCAAAUGAUUUGCAUCCCAAGCGUCGACAUACAUGCGCACACUUUAUAAUGGAAAAAUAAUUGACAGUGUGGGUUUUUUUGUCUCCUUUUCCCAUUAUUUUCUGAAAGAAAAAUGAUGAUUAUUUGCCCAUUCGUCACGAGAGUGCAAUAUCUGUAAAUGUAUUUACCUUGUGUGUGUGCUCAGUUGUCAUUUUGCUGUUUUGUUGACAAGAGGAUUGUUGCUUGAAUAACAAUAAAGUCACAU
Phycodurus eques (leafy seadragon) is the source of this 2742-nucleotide messenger RNA. Its product is annotated as zinc-binding protein A33. Bases 568 to 1842 code for a protein of 424 amino acids. The record is from RefSeq and is a predicted model, not a curated record. Lineage: Eukaryota; Metazoa; Chordata; Actinopteri; Syngnathiformes; Syngnathidae. The transcript is spliced from 8 exons. Gene Ontology annotation, molecular function: protein binding.